GGCGAGGGUUUCUUCAAAACAUCUAGGCAGUAGCAAACACUUCUCCCCUAAUCUCUUUUUUCUUCCCAAAUUCUUUUGUUUCCAAAACCUUGUGGGCUGAAUUGGAAUUCAAAUCGACGAGCGAUUUUAACUUCUGUUUCCAGUUUAAUGGCGAAUCGUCAUCGGAGAAAAACCGAAGCGGAUGCCGGAAGGGAUCUGAUAAGUGAACUACCGGCAGAAGUGAAGGAAAGGAUUUUGGAGUGUUUGCCUACUCGAGAAGCUGCCAGAACUGCUCUGCUCUCAACUCACUGGAACAAUGUUUGGUUGGGGCAUGGGCGACUUGUGUUUGAUCCGUACUUCUUCCGAUGCUUCUCAAAGUCCAAGUACGGAGGUGAGAAAGGUAUAGCUCAGAUUAACACAAUAAAUGAUAUUCUAAUGCUCCGUGCUGGACCGGUUAAGAAAUUUACUCUAUACCUUGAUUAUGCAUCGCAACCUCCCCAGCAGUCUGAUUUAGAUCGGUGGUGUCGUUUUAUUUCGAGAAAUGGUUUACAGGAACUUAACUUGUUUAUUUGGCCUACCUAUAUGCUGCCAUCGUGUAUAUUCUCUUGCCGGACAAUUAAGCAGCUGUGUCUGGGCGAUUUCAUUUUUGAUUUUCCGAUCCCUAGUUGUAUAUUUCCCAGUGUCACUUCAUUAGCUUUCAAGAAAGUUGAAUUUAGUGAUAAUGUUAAGGGAAUUGUGUUCACAAUUCCUAAUAUUGAGGAGUUGGCUUUCAGUAAUUGUAAAGGGAUCAGUAAUUUUGAGAUCAGUAGUCCAAAACUUGAAAGCUUGAGGGUUAUUGGUUAUCAGUCUUGCAUUCUUGAUGAAUCCAGAUGGAUUACCCUUUAUUUGAAAACAAUUAAGACUCUUUGCUUGUGUGCCAGUUUGUUGCAGUGUAAAAAUGCAGAAAUAGCCACAGUGACAUUCCCAACUGCAAUAAAUUUGCAAGUGAUUGAGCUGUAUGAUUUAAGUGUUUCAUGUCAAGAGCAACUUGCCUUUGUUUUGCAGUUGCUUCAACAUUCCCCCAACCUAUGUGAGCUGAAGAUUACGCUAGCAAAUGGUGAUGGUCUAUGUGAUAUAACAAUGGCUACAAGACUUUUGGAGGAUCCAAAUGGAUGCAUUGUUAAACAGGAUCUGAAGAUUCUUAACACAAUCAUGAUUGAUUGGUUUAGUGGAUCUACACUUGAAAAGCUUUUUGUGAAAAUGCUACUCUUAAAAUCCCCUGCACUAGAGAGAGUUUUAAUACAGGAAUAUGAUGAUAUUGAUACCUCUAUAGCUGUCAAAAGCCUAAGGGAGUUGUUGCGUUUUCCUCGUGCUUCUCGGAAAGCCCAGAUUGUUUGUAUGGAAUGCGACAACUCUGAGGAGUCCAAACUAUUUGAUUACAUAUGGUUUUAAACAUGUAGGAAUUUAGUAUAAUGAAGCUCCAUGGAUUCAAUUUUGAUGCAACCUAGAAAUGUAAGCAUUGGUUCAAUAAGUAUUAUAUUGUAAAGUAUUUUGAAUCUAUAAGCAGUCAUUGAGGAGG
This is a messenger RNA of Ipomoea nil (Japanese morning glory), 1537 nucleotides long. RefSeq names its product F-box/FBD/LRR-repeat protein At1g13570-like. Gene Ontology annotation, molecular function: protein binding. NCBI's taxonomy places the organism in Eukaryota, Viridiplantae, Streptophyta, Magnoliopsida, Solanales, Convolvulaceae. The transcript is spliced from 3 exons. The record is from RefSeq and is a predicted model, not a curated record. The coding region runs from base 148 to 1410 and encodes 420 amino acids.